AUGGAUACAGGAGAGAGAUCUCUCCAUUCCACAAAUGUUGCAGUUAUUAGGGAAGUUUAUGACAAUGAAUUCUCCCAAGCUUGUUUUUCUAUGGAAUUAGAAAAGGCCUUAGAGAGUCGUUGUUCCAUUAUUGUUAUAGAACCCACACAACUUGGGGAUGAAACUGCUAGGUGGAUUAGUUUUGGAAAUUACCUGCACAAAACGGCAGUUCUAUCUGGGUUGACUUCCAUUAUUUCAGGAUUUGCCUGGCCAGAUAAUUUUGUUCCUCAAGCACCGUUAAGUAUUAUUUCUUCAUUAUGUACUGGAUUGUAUACAGUUUCUUGGCAGUUUGAUCAUUGUGUCAAAUACCAGGUUGAACGAGAUGUGCGAAAACUAUCCAGAUUACCAAUUUUGGGAGCAUUAACAUCAGCAUCUCCAGUAGUUUUAGUGCGCAAAGACAAUACUAAACGAAUUAUUGUACAUUGGGCAGUUACGUUGGCAUCUGCGUCACUUUGCAUAUAUAGGUUAUAUCGUACAAUGAAAUAG
Molecule: messenger RNA, 525 nt
Organism: Diabrotica balteata
Lineage: Eukaryota; Metazoa; Arthropoda; Insecta; Coleoptera; Chrysomelidae
Source: the annotation of a GenBank genome assembly